CCUCCUCCUCUGGGGGCACCGCUCCCAGUGCUUUCGUCGCGUUUCUCCCCGUCCCUACGCCUUCGUUGGAGUAAAGAGCUGCCAAGAGGCCCCCGAUUCUGGUUCCUAGGCCGGGGUGGGGAAAGUCAAGUACGAAGAGAGCACAAAGCUAAGUGGCUGAACUGGUUAUGAAUCCUGGCAGUCUGGCGAGAGCCCACAAUCUCCUUCACUAAAGUAAAUUGCACUUACCAUGAUGGCAAUACCAGCUUUGAAUGUAGAAAGCCAGUGCACUUGACAGAGGUGUGCACUCGGGCAACCCAGGUCUUUUUGCCUUGGUGAGGACAGGUAAGAAACUUGGAGGCUGUGUGUAUAUGGAAUCUCAGACUUCUCUCUAGUCAGUGAUUCCAGAUCUUUGAAUUUGACAGAAGAAACAAAGCAAGAAAACAAAAGCCACGUUCCUACAAAGUUGCAGCUUUAAUUUAUGCACCAUAAGAACACUCAGAACACAACUAUCAUCUAUUAGCACCAUCAUUUCAUAAAAGCAAAUGCAUUUUAAUUCUCAAAAUAAGAAAGACCUCAUCUAAAUCAGAAGCAGUCAUUCCCGAGAAGGGACAGUCAUUGACUUCACACCAACAAGUGGACUUCCCUCUGUGUGUUUUCCACUGUGCUGUGGACUAAUGAAAUAUCACUCUGGGGAUGGCCUCGGCCUCUUCAUCCCUCUGCAUCACUUGAGAGCAGAACCAAAAGAAGUGGGCUUUAGGUGUAGCAGGAAGGAGUUAGGUUAAAGCCAAGAAGGAACACUCCUUCUUUGGAAGCUUUUAAAGAACAGGUGAGCACUGCAUUUGCUUAGGAAACGAGGGUUGCAGAAUCAAGUCCAUGGACUGGAGAGGUCAGCAGCUGUGGUUCCUACCCCAGGGAAGGGCGGGAACCUUGUUCUGAAGGAUCUAUCCUCAGAUCCACUAGGGUAGCCUUGGAACCUAAAGCAGUCCUAUCAGGCAGCCAUUUCCUGCCUGGAGUUCACGGGGCAUGACAGGUGGUUCUAUGGCAGCAGGAGGCCUCCAUGGCCUCUGUUACCCCUCCUUGCAGAGUCCAUGUAGUCACCCACCUUGGGACUGGGUAGAGUGCUACAAAUGAGCUUGAGGAGGGCCAAGGACAGUAGAUAGGAAAGGAAAAGAACAGCCACCUGAGAGUGUUGCCUACAGCCUGGGGUGUGAUGGGUGAAGGCUCUGAGCAGUCAGGCCUGGCUGGCUGCAGCAGCCUUGAGGAUGCUAUUUCCCCAUCUCUCCGCCUCCUUCAAGCCCAGGUGUAGCCCAUGACCUAGAACCUUCCAACAGGAGCUCAAAGCCAGGCAGGUGAAGAUCUAUUCUGGUACAACGAUGCUCCAUGCUGGCUCUGGGCCUGAGCCUGGCUCAGGGCCUGUCACCUCCCUGUUCUGUAUGAGGAGGCGAGGCACAGGUAUGGGGCCAAGUGGGGAAGGGGAGAAAGAAGGGUCCGCUCUCACCUGCCCCAUCCUACUGGGGGAGACCAAGUCCUCCAAAGCUGGACUCUCAUGUUUCUGGGAUGGUGGCAUUUUCUGACUCCACAGGAGGCCUUCAGGCCUCAUCUAAUCCUGUAGGGAUGGGGUGGGGCGGGGUGCCGGGCACUGGGGUGCGGGGCACUGGACUGUGGUACUCCCAGAUUUAGGCCCCCAUCAUGUAAAGGCAUACAUCUACCCAAAUUGUAAUCCUGGAGUUAUAGAAUGGUAAAUGUGGAUCCCCCCCAGGUUGCAAACAGUCACAGAUUGUGACCCAGGCAAGGGCAGUCCCUCCUCCAGGGUCACACUGGUUAAAUGGGCCUGGAGCCCCCAUAACCAGAUUCCUCAAGUCCUCAAAGAAUGACAGAAGUCAUGAUUUGGGCACCUACUAAGUGCAAGACUCUACCGGUUGUUGGAGAUGCAGAGAGAGCUGCCUUCAAGAGCUUCUGGCCAGACAGGUAGAACUUACCCACUACAGGGGAACUACAGUUUCUGGAAGAUGAUGGGUUUGCCUGAGGAUGGCAAGACUUCAUAAAGUGCUCCCCUUGAUGGACGGCGGCCCUGCCUGCAGAAACACCCCGAGGCCCAGCAGUGAAUCUGUGGUGAAGAAAUCAAAGAUGGGAGGCCAGAGAGUGAGAGAAUGAUGUUGCCAAUGGGCACAUCCCAAACACCCCUCCCAGAAACUUCCAAAGGAACGAGCCCAGAAAUCGGGCCUCUGCUGCCCUCUAAUGGAGGAAAUCAGCCUUUAGAGCUGCCUGCUGGGGCCCAACCAACCUGGCUUCCCUAAAGAAGAGGGGAUGGGAAGGACCUUCCUGCCCCACCCCCAGACUUUUUAUUCCCGUAGUCUUGAGCUUCAUUUCCGACAGCCUCUGAAGCUGAAACUUCCCUUCCCAGCACUCCUGGCUGCCCCAUUUCCUGAUCACCGCCCUCCAUCCCGUUUCCCCAGUUUCCUUUGUUGCCCAGGUUCUGAUUCUGGUAUCUUGGUUCCUGGCCCUGCCAGAGUUCUGGUUCCAGAAGGCCCUUGCCAGGUGCCUUGGGCCUAGCUCCCACCCGGGCGCAAGGCCACACUGAAGACAUGGGUAUGAGCAUCCCCCAGUACCUGGGGCAAAUGGACAUCCGAAAAGGUGUAGUGGGCUUGGCCACAGGUGCUGGGUUCAUCUACCUGCUCUACAAGGCCAUCAGGGCUGGUAUCAAAUGCCAGCCGCCCCUCUACACUGCCUCACCCAUCUGCAUCGCCCGUGAGUGUACGGGCCCUGGGGAGAGGGCUCUGCCCCAGGAGGCACCUGCUCCCGAGGCCUCCAGUGUGGGAGGGCCCAAAGGCCUGGCAGUCGAGCGAGAGCGGCACGGGCGGGACUCGGGUGAGCUCCGGAGGCUCCUCAACUCUUUGGAGUACAAACAGGAUGAGUACGCCAAGAGCAUGAUCCUGCACAGUAUCACGCGCUGUGUGUACUUGCUGGAGGCCGAGGCCUCUUCUUGUACUACUGAUGACAUCAGCUUAGUGGGCUCCAUGCUGGAUGACAAGGACAACAGUGUCAAAAUCCAAGCUCUGAACACACUUAAAGCUUUCUCUGGCAUCAGAAAAUUCAGGCUUAAAAUCCAGGAACACACCAUCAAGGUACUGGAACUGAUCUCCACCAUCUGGGAUUCGGAACUGCAUGUUGCCGGCCUCAGACUCCUCAACAGCCUCCCACUGCCUGACUAUGUACAUCCACAGCUGCGACGGGUGAUGCCUGCCUUGAUGGAGAUCCUGCAGUCAGAAUAUAUCCUGGCACAGGUGCAAGCCACACGAUUGCUGAGCUACCUAGCACAGAAGAACGACCUUCUGUAUGAUAUUCUAAACUGCCAGGUGCACUCCAACUUCCUGAACCUGUUUCAGUCCACCCAACCAGGGAGUCUGCUGUUCGAGGUACUGGUGUUUGCUGAGCGGCUAAGUGAGGGCCAGAAUUCACCCCACUACCGUGUCGUGAAGUGGCAUUACAAUGAACAAUCUCUUCAUGAAGCUCUCUUUGGGGAUGAGUCCCGACUGGCAGACCGGCUGCUCGCCCUGGUCAUCCACCCUGAGGAGGAGGUUCAGAUCCAGGCCUGCAAGGUCAUAGUCAGCCUGCAGUGCUCCCAGGAUGUGGGAGUCCAGCCCUCCUCCUGCCGGCCCAGUUAUUCCUACUUUAAUAGUGGGGAAUAAAAUUAAGGAGAGCCAAUAAAUGACUAUGGGAGAAAAGCUUGAAGCAGUUUCUGUCUAGGGUCUUCAAGGGGCUGGGUGUAGAUUUUAUCCAGCAUAAUCCCUACCCAGAGCAUGGUGAAGUAUGGGCGCAUCUCCCAAAACACAUCCCCACUUCCCUGUUUUUGGGGACAGAUUGCCUUCUCCUCUUGCUCUUUUUCAAAUUUGAGUGUGGAGCCAAUGCUUUCAGGGAGUUUCAGAGAGAAGGCAUGUUUGGGAACUGAGACCAAAGAUAAUCAACAGGAGAUGGUAUUGCAUUGGAUUCCUCAGGACGAGCUAGGCUGUGCCACAGUAACAAAUAACCUCCAAAUCUUACUGGUAAAAAAUGACAAGGUUAUUUCUUUAUCAUAGCCCCUAGCAGGUCAGCUGGGGGUGGGGGGACAGGUGUCUUUUCCAAAUCAUCUUCUCUCAGUGCCCAAGGCUGAGAGUGGCUCUUAUUGUGUAUCCUUAACUCCUAGAGAAGGAACAGGGAAUGUGGCAGUGAUCCCUGGCUCUUAAAAGUUACACCAGAAAUGAAGCUCACUACUUCUGCUCACAUUUCACUAGCCAAAGGGGGUAGGGAAGAUGAGUCUUACCAUGUGUCCAAGGAAGAACUGAAAGUAUUUGGUGACAGCAUUAAUGACAGAGACUGCAGGCAUACUGGAAGAGAGAGCUUUGGAAUAAGACUGUCAGGUUCAAAUCCCAGCUCUGUCACUUACUAGCUGUGUGACCUUGGGCAAGCCAUUAACCCUAUUUGGGCCUCAGUGCUCCCUUCACCUGUAAAAUUAAUAUAAUAAUAGUACUUAUGUCAUGAGGCUGUUGGGAGGAUUAUAUGGGGAUUAUAGGAAUUAAUGAAUGUAAGACGCAGUGUUCUGCGUGCAAAGAUCAAAGACUGAGAGAGUGAAAGAUUAACACUGGAGAGGUCCUUAGAGCACCAAGUCUGAUGUUUCUCCAGUCUCUUUGGGUUACAGGCACUGGGGAGUCCCAGAACCCUCUAUGAAGCACCCUGAAAUGCCACUGGAACUUAGCUUUAGAAACCAGAGUGUCUCUGUGAGUAAUAUGAAACCAUAACCGUGAAGUCUCCAGAAACAAGAAGACUGUCAAACAAAAUAUGGUCACCUAUUUUCAGAUUUUCCCAGUUUCACCUAUUUUCAUUGCAUUUCCCACUUGUUCAUUCAUUGUGUUAUCUGUGAGCCCUUGCUGGAAAACAAGCAAUAGUGGUUGCUACUGGUUUAAGAAAACAUUAUGGAGAAAACCCUAAAAUUGGAGCUGUUCCAUCUGCUACUACUUGAUUCGGGAGGAAGAACAUGUUGGCCCAGCUCUGGAACCCUGUUGUUCUUCAGAGGCAGGAUUUAAAAACCACAGUCUAGUCCAAGGCCAACCCUGGCAUUUUGCUGAAGGAAAAAACAAACCCAAAGAGGGAAAGUGACUUGCUCAAGGUUACAUGAUUGGUCUGGGGCCGAAAUAGGGUUAGAACCCCCUAGUCUUGGGCUUUUUGCUUUCCUAUUCCUUGGCCUGGGCCCCAUGGGAGUGGACCAUAGAUUCUAAGCCAGAAUCUGUGGUAGGUGGGAAAGACAG
Callorhinus ursinus (northern fur seal) is the source of this 5264-nucleotide messenger RNA. RefSeq names its product armadillo repeat containing 12 (gene ARMC12). The record is from RefSeq and is a predicted model, not a curated record. NCBI's taxonomy places the organism in Eukaryota, Metazoa, Chordata, Mammalia, Carnivora, Otariidae. Gene Ontology annotation, cellular component: nucleus.